This is a messenger RNA of Yamadazyma tenuis ATCC 10573, 1740 nucleotides long. NCBI's taxonomy places the organism in Eukaryota, Fungi, Ascomycota, Pichiomycetes, Serinales, Debaryomycetaceae. The record is from RefSeq and is a predicted model, not a curated record.
UAGAACCUAAUAGCAAUAUAUAUAACCCCAAACAGUUUUUUUUACUUCAAUUGAAUUUGCUAAAGUGAAAUGAUCCAAGGCAAAGUAUUAGUGGUAUCUAAUCGAUUACCUGUGACUAUCAAACGAUCUUCUAAAGGUGACUAUGAUUAUACCAUGUCAUCAGGAGGACUUGUUACUGCUUUGCAAGGAUUGAAAAAAUCCACCGAGUUCCAGUGGUUGGGAUGGCCUGGGUUGGAAAUCCCCCAGGGAGAGCAGCAGAGAGUCAAUGAUGACCUUAUGAACAAGUUUAAGUGCACAGCUAUCUAUUUGAGUGAUGCUAUUGCUGACCUUCACUAUAACGGAUUCUCCAACAGCAUUUUAUGGCCAUUAUUUCACUACCAUCCAGGGGAGAUGAGCUUCGACGAGAAUGCGUGGGCAGCUUAUAUUGAAGCCAACCGUUUGUUUGCAAAGACCGUUGCUCUGCAAGUGGACCACAACGAUAUGGUGUGGGUUCACGAUUAUCACUUGAUGCUUUUACCGCAAAUGUUGAGGGAAGAAAUUGGCAAUACCAAACGUAAUGUCAAGAUCGGUUUCUUUCUUCAUACUCCGUUCCCAUCUUCUGAGAUCUAUCGAAUCUUACCGGUGAGAAAGGAAAUCUUGGAAGGAGUAUUGAGUUGUGACUUGAUUGGAUUUCACACUUAUGACUAUGCCAGACACUUUUUGUCGUCGGUGUCUCGAAUUGUGUCGAAUGUGUCGACAUUGCCCAAUGGAAUUGAAUACCAGGGAAGGUCUAUUGGAAUCGGUGCCUUCCCUAUCGGGAUUGACGUAGACAAGUUUCUUCAAGGGUUGCAAAAAGACUCUGUUGUGAAGAGAAUUGAGCAAUUGAAACAGAAAUUUGAUGGAGUAAAGGUGAUAGUGGGAGUUGACAGAUUGGACUACAUAAAGGGAGUCCCCCAAAAGCUCCAUGCAUUUGAAAUCUUUUUGGAUGAGCAUCCGGAAUGGAUAGGUAAGGUGGUUUUGGUGCAAGUGGCUGUUCCUUCUCGAGGAGACGUGGAAGAAUACCAGAGUUUAAGAGCCACUGUUAACGAAUUAGUGGGAAGAAUCAACGGGAAGUUUGGCACGGUGGAGUUUGUGCCUAUACAUUUCAUGCACAAGUCGAUUCCGUUUGACGAAUUGAUCAGUUUAUAUCGCGUAUCAGACGUUUGUUUGGUGAGCUCAACCAGAGACGGAAUGAAUUUGGUGAGUUACGAGUACAUUGCCUGUCAAAAGGAGAACAACGGGGUAUUGAUUUUGUCUGAAUUUGCAGGUGCUGCCCAGUCGCUAAACGGGGCAUUGAUCAUUAACCCAUGGAAUACAGAGGAAUUGAGUGUAGCUAUCCAUGAGAGUUUGACGAUUCCUCCCGAAAAGAGAGCCUUUAACUUCAAUAAGCUAUUUGAGUAUAUUUCCAAAUACACUUCGGCUUAUUGGGGUGAAAGUUUUGUAAAAGAACUCUUCAAAUGUUCAAAGAGUGACUAAUUUUUUGUAUAUUUUUGUAUAUUCUUGUGUCUAAGGUUGAAUGAAAGAUAAAUAAAUAAGGGAUUGUUCCUCUUAUUCUACAUGGUCGUUAAAAUCGUUAAUGACGUUCAAGUUGGAGUAGGUGUGUGUUUCAAGGUUUCUUUGCGUAAGGGGUUUGAUCAUACUAUUUUCUUUAUCGUAUUUUGUUUCAUCACCUUCAUCCGCCUUGUCCUUUAUUACGUGUAGGUGUUUUCCAUGCUGAUGUCC